Molecule: messenger RNA, 2025 nt
Organism: Aspergillus chevalieri
Lineage: Eukaryota; Fungi; Ascomycota; Eurotiomycetes; Eurotiales; Aspergillaceae
Product: crinkler effector domain-containing protein
Exons: 5
Coding region: 1-2025 (674 amino acids)
Source: RefSeq, a predicted model, not a curated record
AUGGCCGCCGCCAUCACCAGCUGGGUGCUCAACCCAAUCCAAUCUUUGACAAUGUCUCGACCACGCACUCGCAAAUUAUGGUGCGCUGUCCCUAGCAAUCUUAGGGAGCCAUUCUCUGUUGCGUGUUUUUCAGACCAGGACGAUAUUGAGACACUCAAGGAGAAAAUAUGGGAGAAGAUAAAGGAAAGAAUCAAGGAUACUGCACCUCACUACAGCAAUCUCACUCUCUACAGCCCUGUGGUGCAACUCAAUCAUGAAGAGCAGUUCAGGAUUGAUGAUGGUGAAUUUCUACAUCCACGCCGAAUGAUUACAUCCAAUCCCCUCUUCCCAGAAAGCAAGGAUCCAGAUGUGGAUAUUGUUGUUGUUGUGAGCGGAGGUGCCACUCCACAGAAACAGAAGUGCUCGGAAUCACAACAUGCGAAUAUAUCUCAGACACAACCCAUCACAAAGGAUCCACAUGUAUGUCCUCGAGAGCGUACGGUGUCAAGACUCGCGGCCAUUUUGGAUGAAGUGAAUAUAGUCCAUGUGCGUGGAACUCCAGCCAGUGGGAAAACAUAUAUCUCUGAACUUCUGAGGCACCACUAUCGCAAAGGGGGAAGAAGGGUUUCCUUGAUCAAAAAAUGGGAAGGUCUUGAUUUCAAGAAUCCUUGGGACAGUCUUGUCAAGCUUGUUGAGAAAUGGAAUGAAGAACUAGGAGAUGCCCCCAUCACUACUUUCACCACGACUUCAUCAAAAUCCAAACAUGACCUCUCUUGGGUUCUGACAUCGAACACUGUUAUUCUCGUGGAUGAGGCACAGAUGACCUACAGUGAUGAUGUGCUCUGGAACACAAUCCUCAAAGGGAGACAGUCAUCUCUUUUUGGUUAUAAUUUUCGACUAUGUCUUUUCUGCUCUUAUGGCAGUCCAGAAGCAGGCCCAGAUCAAACAUUCUUCACUCCAGUCAGGCUUUCUAACCAACAAUGCAUCUCAUUGACGCCACAAAGCCAGCAAUACUCACCACCUAUUGGUUUAUUUUAUGACAAAGAAGAGUUCAGGGAUGUUGUUUCACGGUCAAUUCCAGUUGAGUAUCAAGAAACGUUCACUUUUGAUGAAGGUGCCCAGGACUACAUAUUUGCAUUAUCAAAUGGCCAUCCAGGAGCGGUUGAAUCCAUACUCAGCACACUUUUCCAGGCCUAUCGCCAUGACAUCAAGUAUAGACAUAUUAAGACCUUGACAGAAGAUCAUGUCAUUUGGUUCCUGGAGGACACCGCCACAGUCUUUCAAAAACUAAGCACGCAGCCAGUUAAUCGCUCUUUCCCAAAAAUACCAGAAGCUACUGGUGGGAUUUCAGAUGUGUUGAACAAAAUUACAGAGGAAGGAAGUAUUCCAUUUGAUAUCAAUGAUGCAAGCAUCAAAUUCUGUUAUCAGAAAGGCUGGAUUCACAGAGUAGCUCUGGGUGGUCAUGAUAUUGCAGUUCUGCCAUCGCGCUUACAUGAAAAAUACAUUGAAUAUUCAAUUGGCACAAUGUCACAGCGCCUGCCUGUCAGAUUCAACUCACUACCAACAUUAUGCAAAGAAAUCCUCAGCAAAUUCUCCAUCAUGAACUUAAGGCAUUCAGCUGAGGGCAAAAAAAUGUCAAGUGCAUCACAACCCAGACCUGUGGAAGCCCAAUACCAGGAUGAAUUCUACAGGGGAUUCAACCAUGUAGCAGGGCAAGGUGUACCGAUAUCCAGUGAAUGGUCAAGGACCAAGGAUGGUCGAGUGGAUUUCUAUAUCCCUGAAAAGAAAUGGGCUGUUGAAUUGUUGAGAGAUCAUGGAGAAGUUGAUGAACAUAUCUCUCGAUUCAAGGCAGGCGGAAAGUAUCAUCCCUGGCUGGAGGAGAAGAUGAUCAAAGAUUGGAUCAUAAUCGACUGUGCGACUUCUUUACCAACCAAAGGGUUCUCGGAGCCUAGGCUAUGGCAUGCUGUAUUCAUCAAUGAUUAUUCUGAAUUGCAGCUGUAUAACCAUCAGAAAGCUCUUAUAAUGUCUGUGCAUCUAUAUAAUUGA